UAAUCUAUGCUAAAUCACGUCAAGUUUCCGGCUUUAUAACUUCAAUGGAUAGUUCGCUUCCCAACAAUUCUCUAUCGGCCUUUGAACAGUGUAGUUGAGUGAUUGCUUUGUAGCAGGAAAUUUCAAAAUGAAGGAACAAAAGAAGAUAGAUUUUCUUAAAUCAAUUCUACCUCAGAAAAUACUGCAGCAUUUGAACCGAGGAAAUGAUGAGAUUUUGAGUACAACCGUAAGUACUCCAGAACAUUUAGAUGGAUUCAUGUCAACUAUACAUAAGUUGGAGAUGACCGUCAAAAACAGCAAAGACAGCAGAGAGGAAUCCUUCAACCUUAUGGUAAAAGUAAUGAAAGGCGAUGAUGCGUUCAGGGAACGCAGCAAAGCCAUAGUUCAGUUUUCAAACGAAAUUUUCAUCUAUACUGAGGUGUUGCCCCAAUUUACCGAGUUGCUGCAGUCCAGUGGUAGUUCAAUAAAGGGUGAUUCGUGGUGCCCAAAAGUGUUUUACGGUGCGGCUGGCAAGUUUCCCGAGUACAGUGAUCAGUAUGAAACGAUUUUAGUGAUGGAAGAUAUGAAAUUAAACGGAUUUGAAGCUGGUCCCCGAAAUGAUCUUGAUGAAAGUCAUCUAACGUUGAUGGUCAAAAAAAUUGCUCAGUUUCAUGCUUGCACAUACGCUAUGAAAGUCAACAAAGACAAAAAUCUGGAUCGGCUCAUUGAAGGAAUCAAACCAUUGGAAUUUGUUGAGGGAGGAAAGGAAUUCCACAGUUAUGCAGUAUUAACAAGACUAGGAUUGGAACGUGUUUUGGAAUAUAUCGAUAAACACCCAAAAGAAUUAGAUAGUGAAUCUUUCAAAUGUGAUAUGACUAAACUACGUGAUAAGUAUGGUAAAGCACCAGUUCAUUUGAUGCAAAAACUUUUAGAACGUGAUGAAUAUUCCGUUAUUCUCCAUGGCGAUUACAAUCGGAACAAUGUAUUGUUUAAGUAUAAAGAUGGUAAGCCGGUGGAUCUUCGAAUGUUUGAUUUUCAAGAAAAUCGUUAUGCAACACCGGCCAUCGACUUAGCCUUCUUUAUGUGUAUGAGCAUGCCAACUGGCAUGAGGGAACGUCUGUGGGAUCCACUGCUACGACAGUACCAUGAAAGUAUGACUGAAACACUAAUCACCAUUUUGAAAUGCAAACCAGACGACGAAAAGCUGAAACCGUACACUUUCGAAAACUUUAUGCAGCAUUUUCAAAGAUUUGGCUUGUACGGAGGAAUGAUUGCGUCUCAUUUUUUGCCUUGGAUGCUCUGUCCGGAGGACGAAUGUGCUCAGCUUGCGUAUUAUUUUGCUAAGGACAUGGACUCGCCCGAAAUGAAACACUGGACAAUGGUUUGUGGUGGAGAAGCCGUAGAUAAGCGGUUGGUGGAAAUCUUUCGGCAUCUUAGUCAGCUGGGAUAUUUUGCUGUAGUACAUAAUGAUUAGAUAAAUGUUAAUAUAUUGUUAGACAAUGUAAUGUAAUUGUAAUUGUAAAUGUAAUUGAUGUAAUUUUCAUUCGGUGGUCAUAAAUAUAUAAGUAGUUUAAA
Sabethes cyaneus is the source of this 1554-nucleotide messenger RNA. RefSeq lists its product as uncharacterized. NCBI's taxonomy places the organism in Eukaryota, Metazoa, Arthropoda, Insecta, Diptera, Culicidae. The transcript is spliced from 2 exons. The record is from RefSeq and is a predicted model, not a curated record. Bases 128 to 1453 code for a protein of 441 amino acids.